UGCUUAUCGAGGUGCAGAGAAGACAGGAAGCGUCACCUGUAAUUCCCAGCACACAUUGUCAACCUCAUCGUCUUUGUAGUUUUUAUUGUUUUCAUGAGGUGAGACUGUUACAUUCACACCUUCCAUCAUCAGAGAUGUCCGUGACCGCCUCCUCCCAGUCUGGCCAGUUGAUCAGAGAGGUGAGCCCUCCUCCCUUCACCCCGCCAGUGUCCCUGUCCCGCCACAGGGCCCGGCCUCCAUACCCGUUCAGCCCAGAAGAGAGGGAGCGCCGUCCUUUUCAGCCACCCUGGGGGAGCGGUGUCUGCAGGUCUGCUUCUCCAGUCUCUCCGCGGCUCCUGGGUUUCUCUUUGUGGCGCUGUGUGUGCGCUAUGCCUGUGGGCCUCUGCUGGGCGUACGGGGCACAUCCGCUGCGCUCCCAGACCGCGGAGUGUGCCUUCCCUACACAGGCUCCUGGGGAGCAGAGCCCCCCACCCUCCCACCCCGGGAGCAUUCAGCCUCUUGUGAAGCACCUGGAAGGGCUGGGGGUUCGCUUUUUACUGCUAGUGGUUAUGGUAUCACUUUGUGUGUGAUGAUGAACUCAGACUUGUUUGUCUUUCUAGAAAUUCUCAUCAUUUCAGGGGUGUAUCCAGAGAGUAGUAACUUCAGAGGAUCUUCAAGUAUGUUUUGAUUGUCGGGUAAGAUGUGUGAGACGUAAAACCCCACCCGUGCUUGUCAUCGUGGCUUCUGUCGUUGCUGACACGUAGUGAGACCCUUUUGUCUUCGCUUUGCUCCCUCUCAUGCAAGGCGAGGGCCGUCACACUGGGUGGGUCCGUGCUCCUGUGGCCUUUAGGCGCGGUCCAACUGAAGGGCCCACUGGAGGCAAGGCCACGUCUUCUCUCUCGUUGGGACACCCAGCAUCCCCGGGAGGGCAGAGCCAGGCCGAGCCUUGCAGCCAUCUGUCCACUUCGGGGACAAAAGAGUGGUUGUGGGUAUGUUGGUCGCUUUGUUUUUGGUGUUGCUUUUUUUAACCAGAGGAAGGAAAUGAGCGCCUCACGAUCGAUCAGCUCCUUAAAGCUUUCACGUAGAUAAAGUGACAUCUGAUCACCUUUUAGGUGGCUUUGAAGUACCCUUUCCUCAUGCUUCCUGAGGGAAGCAGCUCUCCUUAAAUGCAUUUGCAUCAGCAAAGCCCUUAGCCGCCAAUUUUCCUUGUGGCUACAUUAUGGCUUUUCCAGCAGCUGCUGUGGUUUUUGAAUCGUUUGCUUUAGUAUUUUUGUUAUAAAUGAGUAUCUGCAUUCUAAAAUUCACACCCAUUGCCCCCCAAAUAAUUUUCUCCUGCUUGUCAUGUUGAUAGUAGUAGAAAAAAACGAAAAGAUAACAAAGUGCUUUUAGCAAUGAUACCUUAUGUGGUUACAGAUUGAUUUUUAUUCGUGCUUCCUUUUAACUAGUUUAUCAUAGUUAGAAAAUCUAGUCUGUUAAUGCCAUUAGCGAUGCUAGUUUUGGUGGUUGAGUUUUACUGGAUUCAUAUCAGAAAAGGGACGGUUUCCUCGGAAUUCAGGUGGGGAUUGUGCAGGGCUGCUGGCGAACACUGGGGGGAGGUGAGGGUGUGGGAGCCCACUUCUGUGGCACACAUAGACAGCCUGUGGAUCUGCAGAUUUUGUGUUUGGCUUUUUAUUGAAGCAGAAAUUGGCCUGGAGUGUUCUAGAAUUUGACUCUUUAAUGGAAACCCAGCGGCCGGUCCAGGUGACCUACCAGAGACUGUCUGAGUCUCCCUGCCGCCUCCCUGCCCUCGGCCCCCUCCCCGAACACCUGCCCCGCUCCAUCCUCCCUCUGCUGGUGUGCUGGAAUGGGGCUCACACUCUCCUCCACUCUUUUUCCUCCGCCACGUGUCAGUGUCCCCUGGGCUUCUCCUCUGCAGUCUGGAUCCUGCCUACUCCUCUCCCUGGUCCCUCAGACUCAGAACUCCCCGUGUUCUCUAAGGAAGCCUCCCUGCUCCUGCUCUGCCUGCCUGCCUGGGCCCUGCUGGAGUCACGGCCUCCUUCCGGGCCUCCCUUCCUGGUGUGUAGAUAGAGCCAACCUCAGAGACUUUGUCACAUGAUGGAGGAACAUUGUGGUUCUGCUGAGCUCCUGGCCUGGGGCAGCCACUCAGCACCAGCCCUUUCCUCUCUGAUUUCCUGCAUUUCUCUGAUUUUCCUUCUGCUUUUGUCCUGCAGAAGCGGGUUUUUUGCAGAGCGUCACCCUCUCCUCUUCCUCCGUGCUUGGGGAUCCUUCCUUGGGGAUCCUGGGAUGCCACAGAUGCGGCUCUGCCUGUUCUCAGCUGCUUUCCUGGUCUUCCUUGCCCACUGGAUGGGGACACUUUGAUUUCUCCCAGCAUGACCCCAAUCCCAUCCUUCUUUUUGUGGCCCAGUCGCUCAGGCUCCAAGCCCAGCAGCAGUCAUACCCGCUUCUCCCCGUACCUCCUGCUGCCUCCAGCCUAGUCCAUUGUUAAACAGCCCAUCCUGCCAUGCUGCCACCAUCCAGUUCAAGACCUUUUUGUCCACACACGGUUGUCACAGCCUCCUAACUGGUUCCUCUCUCCCGCCCCCCCGCCCUCCGUCUUCCAUGCUGUACCUUCUGCCAGGGGGUCAGUGGGACAGUUUCUCUUUGUCCCAUCGCUUUCCUCUUCAGAAGCCUUCACUUCCUCGCUGUCUUGCAGCCUCACUGUCAGUAGAAACACAGCCACAGAGUCAAUCUUCUGUUUUCUAGGAGCACGUUAAAUAAGUUAAAAAUAGGUGAAAUUCGGAUUUUGUUUUCUCUGUAUAGUCCAAAUAUUAUUUCAACAUUAGGCAAUAUGAAAUUACGAAUGAGAUAGUUUCCAUAGUUUUUCAAGUUUUCAGAACCCAGUGUCUAUUUUACACACACAGCACAUCUCACUUCAGAACACUUCAAGCUCCCAGGGCUUUAAGGUCAUGGCCCAAAGCCCCUUAGCCUGAGACUUCACCAUCCUGAGCCCUGGUUCCAGUGGCAGACCUCAUUCCCUGCAGCUCAGGGCUCCAGCCAAAACAGGUGCCACUCAUGUCCCCAGACUGACCCGGACUGCUCCGUCCCGAGCCGCUCUCCAUGUGGUCCUUCCUGUCCCAACUGUGCUCAGGAACUCUUCAGAAGGGCCCGGCUUCUACUGAGGGGUUUCCUCCCUGUGCGUGUCCAGAUCAGGGCCCCAUCGAUACUGGAGAAUCCAACAGGGUAGUCCCGUUCCUUAGCAUGGAGCGCUAAAAUUCUUUCCCUUUUUCACUAGACAUUUUCAGGAGCGAAAAUACACCUUUACGGUGUAGCGACCGGGCUUUGUUCUUUGUAUUUGUCGAAUAAAACGUUCCAGGUAUUUGUUUCUUAAUUUGAAAAAAAGGAGUAAAAUGCUUUCUCUUCUCUUCCUUUUUUGUUAAACCCAAACCAAAUAAUAACCAGAGCUGUUUAAAUUCAGGGACUCCGCUAGCUAGGCCUAGAGUGUGCCUCCCUCCCCGGCUGUGCGUCCCAGGUGGGUUCGUGUCCUGUUUCUGGGCACCGGCGGGCGUUGGCCCUAGCCUUAGUCGAUGCCUGUGGGUGGCACGGGAGACGGCACCCCACCCUGCCCGGUCUGUCCAACCUGCCCUGGUUCCCUUCUUUCCCUCGGAUGCCCGGGGCUGGGUUCGCUGCCUGUCCCUGCUCCCAGUCUCCCACUGCACCUGGCAGCCUGCAGCCAGCCCUCACCGCCGGACAGAGUCCCGCCAGGCCCUCCUGCUCCUGCCGGAAAUGGAAGUCGCUGUGACCUCCUCCCCAUCGGCACCGUGUCUCCUCUCCUUGCUCUGUUUUUCUCCACAGCACUCGGCACCAUCAGAUCUUGCGGGUCUCACGGUCUUCCCCUCCCACUCGGAUGUAAAUGCCACACAGGAAGGAAUGUCCGUCUGUUUUAAUCGGCGCUGUGUCCGUGCCCGGCAUGAAUGCAUUCAGUGAAGAAGAAGAGGGUGGUGAAUGAAUGAGUGAGUGAACGAGCGAGCGAAUGAACGGAGACUAAUAGACAAGUCACGCGUAACCUGUGUCAAAUGGGUUCCCGGUUCGGAAAGCCUUUUCCUAGUAGCCCACGCCAGUGGGAACAUGUACUUGUAUAAUGUGGAGCACACUUGUGGUACCACAGCCCCCCACUACCAGCUUCUGAAGCAGGGCGAGAGCUUUGCCGUGCACACUUGCAAGAGCAAAUCCACGAGGAACCCUCUCCUUAAGUGGACGGUGGGCGAGGGGGCCCUCAACGAGUUUGCUUUCUCCCCAGACGGCAAGUUCUUGGCGUGUGUGAGCCAGGACGGGUUCCUGCGGGUGUUCAACUUCGACUCGGUGGAGUUGCACGGCACAAUGAAGAGCUACUUCGGGGGCCUGCUGUGUGUGUGCUGGAGCCCGGACGGCAAGUACAUCGUGACGGGGGGCGAGGACGACCUGGUGACGGUCUGGUCUUUCGUAGACUGCCGAGUGAUAGCUAGAGGCCACGGGCACAAAUCCUGGGUCAGUGUUGUGGCGUUUGACCCCUAUACCACUAGCGUGGAAGAGAGCGACCCCAUGGAGUUUAGUGGCAGCGACGAGGACUUCCAGGACCUCCUCCAUUUCGGCAGAGAUCGAGCCAAUAGCACGCAGUCCAGGCUGUCGAAACGGAACUCGGCCGAGAGCCGCCCCGUCAGCGUCACGUACCGGUUCGGCUCCGUGGGCCAGGACACGCAGCUCUGCCUCUGGGACCUCACGGAAGACAUCCUUUUCCCCCACCAGCCGCUCUCGAGAGCAAGGACACACACAAAUGUCAUGAACGCCACGAGCCCUCCCGCCGGCAGCACUGGGAACAGCGUCACGACGCCCGGCAACUCCGCGCCCCCGCCCCUGCCCCGCUCCAACAGCCUCCCGCAUUCCACCGUCUCCAGCGCCGGCAGCAAGAGCAGCGUGGCCGACGGGGCCAUCGCUUCUGGGGUCAGCAAAUUCGCGACACUCUCCCUGCACGACCGGAAGGACAGGCACCACGAGAAAGACCACAAGCGAAACCAUAGCAUGGGACACAUUUCCAGCAAGAGCAGCGACAAACUGAACCUGGUUACUAAAACCAAAACGGACCCCGCUAAAACCCUGGGGACGCCCCUGUGUCCUCGGAUGGAAGACGUUCCCUUGUUAGAGCCGCUCAUCUGUAAAAAGAUAGCACACGAAAGACUGACUGUGUUAAUUUUUCUUGAAGACUGUCUAGUCACUGCUUGUCAGGAGGGAUUUAUUUGCACAUGGGGAAGGCCUGGUAAAGUGGGCUUAUUGUCAUCCCAAAACCAGGCCAGCUCUCCAGGUGGAACUGUAGUAUAGUGACCCACGCGGUCCUGAGGGAGCGACGGACGGAGGCGGGAGCCCCGGGCGCGGACACUCGCGGAGGCAGCUGUCACCCGGAGUCGUGGGAAGACCCUCGGGGCCCGCUCGAAACCGCCUUCUCUGCCACUCACCCAAAGAAGCCGUUGCCAUUUUUAAAUCGUUCUUGUGGGGCUGCAGUAAAAAAUAAGAAAUGGGAUUUUCUUGCUUUUUACUCAAAAGUUCAAUGUAAUUAAAAUCUCAUAUAUAUA
Prionailurus viverrinus (fishing cat) is the source of this 5561-nucleotide messenger RNA. RefSeq names its product WD repeat domain 20 (gene WDR20). The transcript has 3 exons. Bases 4084 to 5310 code for a protein of 408 amino acids. The record is from RefSeq and is a predicted model, not a curated record. Lineage: Eukaryota; Metazoa; Chordata; Mammalia; Carnivora; Felidae. Gene Ontology annotation, molecular function: protein binding.